Molecule: messenger RNA, 1532 nt
Organism: Charadrius vociferus (killdeer)
Lineage: Eukaryota; Metazoa; Chordata; Aves; Charadriiformes; Charadriidae
Product: carbohydrate sulfotransferase 5-like
Exons: 1
Coding region: 26-1207 (393 amino acids)
Biological process (GO): N-acetylglucosamine metabolic process; keratan sulfate proteoglycan biosynthetic process; carbohydrate metabolic process
Cellular component (GO): Golgi membrane
Molecular function (GO): N-acetylglucosamine 6-O-sulfotransferase activity
Source: RefSeq, a predicted model, not a curated record
UUCUUAUUGCUUUUCCUCGGUGAGAAUGGCAAGGAUUCGGAUUCCUAGUACAAUCGUUAUACUUUUUGUUAUGGUACAGACUGGAUUCUUACUCUUCAUGUAUGCCCGGUACAGUAGCUUCAUGCCUCAGUCUGAGGAGAAACCAUCUCAAGUCCACAUCCUCAUUCUCUCCUCCUGGCGUUCAGGAUCUUCUUUUGUUGGUCAACUUUUCAGCCAGCACCCCAGCGUCUUCUACCUGAUGGAGCCUGCGUGGCACGUGUGGGUUACGAUGUACCAGAACAGUGCCAAGGUCUUGCACAUGGCAGUGCGGGACCUAGUCAGGUCAGUCUUUCUGUGUGACAUGUCUGUGUUUGACGCUUACAUGCCUUGGAAAAGAAACUUAUCUGAUCUUUUCCAGUGGGCAGUGAGUCGGGCUCUGUGUUCAGCUCCUGCUUGUGACUCCUUUCAACGUACUGACAUAACCAGUGAAAUGGCAUGCAAGACUCUUUGUGGACGGUACCCAUUCAGCAAGGUGGAGGAAGCCUGUAAAACUUACAGCCAUGUUGUCAUCAAGGAGGUUCGAUUUUUUGACUUGAAGGUCCUUUACCCCCUUCUUACUGAUCCAUCGCUGAAUCUCAAAAUUAUUCACUUGGUCCGUGACCCCAGGGCAGUCGUCAAGUCACGUGAACAAUCGGUCAAAGCAUUAGCCCGUGACAAUGGAAUUGUUUUGAGUACCAAUGGCACUAAAGUGGAAGACAGCAAGUACAAAGUAAUGCAAGAGAUUUGUAGAAGUCAUGUUCAGAUUUAUGAGACGGCUACCCUAAAACCACCUAAUUUUCUUAAAGAUCGCUAUUUAAUGAUCCGUUUUGAAGAUCUGGUAAGAGAUCCAUUAUCAGAAAUCUCAGAAAUGUAUAAAUUUGCAGAUCUUAGUUUGACCCCCACGCUCAAAAGCUGGAUCUAUAAUAUCACACAUGGACAGGGACCAGGAAAAAAAAAAGAAGCCUUCAAAAUCACAUCGCGAGAUGCAGUUAGUGUUUCACAGGCCUGGAGAAAUGUUCUCUCCUUCCAGAAAAUUAAGAAAAUACAGGAAGUUUGCAAAGGUGCAAUAAACAUGCUUGGCUAUCAGCUGCUGGAUUCAGAAAAAGAACAAAGAGAUCUGUCAUUGGACUUAGUGUUGCCAAGACGACAAAAUCAAUUCAGUUGGUCAUCAUUUAAUCCAAAGCACUGAGACAUUAUUUUUGAGGGACUGGGGGUGGGGUGGGAGUGGGGGUGUAGAUGGUUGAGUAUUUGUGUACUGUGCAGCAUAUAGGUAAUUCAAAAAUCCUUGGCUGAUGAGUUUAACUAUCUUCCUGUCUGCUGUUUUUCCAUAAUGGAGGAGGGUUUUUUCCUGAGUUUCUUACACCGCAAAAACAAAAAAAACCCAUCAGAAAUGCCUAAAGAUACUUGUCAGAUUUCAGAUUUACAGCUGAGCUGUCCUGUUCUCAGCAUUGUUUUAAAAAUAUAAUUUAAGUACUUUCUAUUAAAAGAUGAAUUGUUAAAGAUGUCUUUGUUCA